Molecule: messenger RNA, 213 nt
Organism: Plenodomus lingam JN3
Lineage: Eukaryota; Fungi; Ascomycota; Dothideomycetes; Pleosporales; Leptosphaeriaceae
Source: RefSeq, a predicted model, not a curated record
AUGGAAAUAGAUUGCCUCGUUGACCUUGGCAGAGAGACAGAACCUCCUUCUGGCCGAACGGCUCAGUCACACGAAUUUAAGGACGCUCUGAAAGCCAAGUCAAAAUCCCCAUACGGCGAGAGUAUCUCAGGUAUUUGCGUCAAAUCUUCGCGCAAUGCGAAAAGGCAUCUCGGCCUUCGGGUCAAUGUUGGCAGUGCCCGCUUUGCUGCAUAG